Messenger RNA from Osmia lignaria (orchard mason bee), 702 nucleotides. The record is from RefSeq and is a predicted model, not a curated record. Lineage: Eukaryota; Metazoa; Arthropoda; Insecta; Hymenoptera; Megachilidae.
AUGCAGGUAUUUGAAUUUUAUGUGUUAUUUUCUUUAAUAUAAUUUAUACAUUUUAAUUUUCUGUAUAUUUUGUAUGUAGUAUCUGUGUUUUUAUGAAUUUCAUUUAAUAUGAUUUAUGCAGCUUGCCCGCUUCGAAGGAAUCGGCUGUUUCAUGGGCCAGGGAGAAAGGACUCCUACGUACUACAAGAAAUUGUAGUACCCAUCGCCGGCCCAUGAAGCUUUACGCAGGCGGGGAACACGGUCUUGGCCGUUUCCGAUGCCCUGCUGGCCGCGGUAACUGCAAACAGUACGCGGCCACAGUCGAUUCCUUCUUUCAGGAUGUCCGUCUGCCCUUACAUAAGGCAAUAAAGCUUAUGUAUUGCUUCACUUCCGACUUCUCCUACGAGGUUACCGCAACGGAGGUAUCCGACGUAGGAGAAGAUGAGGAAGUGUUGUCAACGGACACGAUUGCAGCGUGGUUCCGCUACUGUCGGGAGAUGAUAGUGGACCACGUUUGCAAAAUGCAAGCGGGCAAGCCGAAAUUAGGCGGGAUCGAUGAAGGAGGUUCUGCAAUCGUUGUACAGAUGAUGGGUAGAAACAAUAUGGCGUCACUCUAACCUCUGAAAUGUCACUAAAUACGUACAUUUUUAAACACUUGUAUUUCUUAAACUAUUGGUUUCCUGGACAUUUAACUUGUAUUUUCUAAAAUUUCAGGUCAAAAAC